This is a messenger RNA of Drosophila nasuta, 1518 nucleotides long. RefSeq lists its product as uncharacterized. NCBI's taxonomy places the organism in Eukaryota, Metazoa, Arthropoda, Insecta, Diptera, Drosophilidae. The record is from RefSeq and is a predicted model, not a curated record. The transcript is spliced from 4 exons. Bases 450 to 1322 code for a protein of 290 amino acids. Gene Ontology annotation, biological process: multicellular organismal reproductive process.
UUCAAGAUUUGCAAGCGGCGGGCGGCCAACGGAAUUGUUCGCUGAUUUUUUAAGUUUUUGCAGAAGUUUGUUUACUCUGUGCUUUGGCAAUUGGCUAACAGUGUGUAGGUGUGUGAGAGUGUGUAUUGUGUGGAUAGAUGUAUGUGCACAAUUGCAGCAACAAUUGCAGUUAGCCGAGAAAACAACAGCAACAACAAACUGUAAAAUUCGUGUAGAAACAAAAGUGAAGCCGGUUUUAAAAAAUUACGCAAAAAAAAAACGAAACGAAAAUUGCCAACGUUAGUGUAUGAACGUUUGUGUUAAAUCAAGCGACAAAGAAAAAAUCAAUUAAAACGAGUUUAUAUUGCCAAUUGUGUAAAAGUGCUGUUCAAAUCAUCGACAACAACCAACAGUAACAACAACAGUAACAUCAGCGUCAAGGGGCAACUAAAACCAAAAAAACAAAAACUAUGAAAGCGUUUUACAUUUUGCUGACCAUCGCGGCAGUUGGUCUCGGAAGUGUCGCAUCCGCUACGGUACCCACAUCCGCUGCAGGCGACCCACAGCAGGCGGAGUAUGUGGACGCCUCCGAUCAAGUGUUCGCCUCACAGGGGACACCAACUGAUUUGCCUGAGACAGUUACAGCAGCAAUAUCGAGUGUGGGCAAUGCUUUCUGCAGCCUCAGCUCACCGGGACUGGAUGAAUGCAUUCGUGGACUUUUCCAGUUGAUUGUUCCGAAACUGAAGACUGAGGGCUUGCAGGAGCUUAACAUGGGCUCGAUUGAUCCGUAUUUCUAUCAGCGAGGCAUCUUCCGUUACUCUAACGAUGGCGUUCAAGGUGGCCUGCUCAUCAAGAACAUGGAAAUAAACGGCAUCAGCGGGUUAAAGGUGAACACAGUUGCCACCAAUUUUACAAACAAUGGUUUUGUCAUUAAAUUGGGUUUGGAGCUGCCCAAGCUGAAGGCUGGUGGACAAUUCAAGGCUGAUGUGAAGUUCGGCGGACUGCGCCUUGUGCCUAAGGGACCUUUCAACAUAACUAUUGACAACGUCAAGGCAACGGUGUUGACUGACGGACACAUUGAGGACCUUCCCAAUGGGAGCCGUCGCCUUAGUCUGCACCGCCUAAAUGCGAAUGUGAAUGUGGGCAGUGCUCGCGUGUUAGCCAACGGCAUCUUUUCGGACCGUAAUUUAAAUGCUAUGAUCCUGAAUCUGGUCAAUGAGAACUUACCGGAAAUAACACGUGUGGGAAUUCCUGCCACUCGUGAACAAUGGGCGCCCAUUUUGGUCACGCACAUCAACGAAUUCUUCGCCCCGGUUCCUAUAGAGAAACUUUUGGUUCAGUAAUAUGGGCUCAAUUCUUAACUUUUAUAUGCAUUGUAUUGCUAGUUAGUUAUUAGUUAUUAUAUACGAAUUAUCAGUUAUUAUUAAUGCUGCUUCCAAAUAGUUAACUUGCUUCACCAACUGUCACUUCAACAACGCAACAUAAAACUAAACUAAAUUGAUAUUUAUUUAUAAAAUUCACUCAGUUUAAGGAUUUCAA